AGAGACUGUAAAAGAGCAGUGAUGCCCUCGUGGACACAUGUGCUGUGUAGAGCUGAUUUUCAGCUGCUGAUGGUUCAGUUUGUCUUCAGGAGCACGCCUUUAGAUAGCGUGGUUUUAAGCGGAUGGAGCACGAGGAUAUGAUGUACAUCACCAUUGAGACAGCUAUCGCCCUGGCCUCUGUGAUAGGAAAUGUACUUAUAGUGGCAGCAGUUUGUGUGAACCGGGCUCUGCGCAACACCACCUUCAGCUUUAUUGCAUCUCUGGCUGUGGCUGAUAUUGCUGUGGGACUCUUGGCUAUUCCUGUGGCCAUUGUCAUCAACUGGCAAAUCACGGUUCAGUUCUACACAUGCCUCUUCCUCUCCUGUCUGGUGCUGGUCAUCACCCAGAGCUCCAUCCUCUCCCUGCUGGCUAUAGCCAUUGACAGAUUUCUACGAAUCAAGAUUCCUAUCAGGUACAACAUCAUAGUAACCCAGAGAAAGGCAUAUGUUGCGGUUUGUCUCUGCUGGAUCCUCUCUUUCCUCAGUGGAUUUGUUCCAAUGAUGGGAUGGAAUAACUACGCCUCUGUUGGCAUCACCAAUUCCAGUGACAUAAUCUGCAAUUUCACAGCUGUCAUACCAAUGGACUACAUGGUGUAUUUCAAUUUCUUUGGCUGUGUGGUAGUGCCUUUGUCUAUAAUGAUCCUUCUGUAUUUGGAGAUCUUACGAGUGAUCUGGAAGCAGCUUAACCGCAGAGCGGAGGCCACAUGUGAUGCGAACAAGUAUUACCAGAAAGAGCUGAAGUUGGUUAAGUCACUGGCCUUGGUAUUCUUUCUUUUUCUCAUCUGCUGGCUGCCAAUACACAUCAUCAACUGCAUCACCUUAUUUGGCCCAUCAAGGAAAAUCCCCAAGCUUGUUCUGUAUGUGGGGAUUUUAUUGUCCCAUGUGAACUCGGCCGUCAACCCAAUGAUUUAUGCAUUUAGAAUAAAGACGUUCCGUCACACUAUGAUCCAGAUCACUCGCCGCUGCAUAUUCCGUAAAUUCUCAGAGCCUACCACCCCGCAUCCUUCAAGCACUCCAGGUUUUUUUUGACAAAGAAGAUGUAAAGCUGUAGCAAACUUUGCCAAGUUCAUUUCUACAUACAUAGUGGGAGUCCAUCGAUUAAAAUCCUCCAACGACACAGACCAUAGAAGAUCAACCCAUUAAAACUGACAGAAAAGCACUUAAAUGAUGCUUGGGAUGCAUUCAUGUUACUCAGGCUCUGUGCAUAAUUGAAAUAAACAAACAAAUAAAAAAACCAUUACUGUUCAGCAUGCUUUAUUGACUCAGUGAGCUGUAAAGACAUGAGAAAUAAUAUUUUAAUAAUCAUUGGAGAUGACUAUAAAAUGUAAAUUACUCAUGAAAAGGUGCUAAUUUUAUAUGAACAUCUUCUGACUGUAAAAAUAGAAUGCAUUUUUGGUACUAAAAUCUCUACAUCAGUGGGAAGUUAUAGUAAUUUCAGACCAAAAUGAAAUACUAAAAAAUA
Messenger RNA from Oryzias latipes (Japanese medaka), 1500 nucleotides. RefSeq names its product adenosine receptor A1. Lineage: Eukaryota; Metazoa; Chordata; Actinopteri; Beloniformes; Adrianichthyidae. Gene Ontology annotation, molecular function: G protein-coupled adenosine receptor activity. The record is from RefSeq and is a predicted model, not a curated record. Gene Ontology annotation, cellular component: dendrite; synapse; plasma membrane. Gene Ontology annotation, biological process: G protein-coupled adenosine receptor signaling pathway.